AUGGCCACUCUUGCUGUGCCCAGACCUAUUCCUUCUCACCGCCCUUCCUCCACAAUCGAUGUUGACGCCGACAACAUCACGCCACCACUCUCUCUUGAAUCGUCUGCGCCGUCCGGCCCGCCACAGCAUACUGCUUUGCCAAACAAGCAUAUUCCGGUGUGUCCGACAGGGCCUGCUAAAUUUACUGACUUAGUUACACCUCCGCCCUCUCCAGGGGGCGCGCAAGAGUUCCGCCAAACAUCGCUUUUAUACCCUCCGAAAACUUAUGCCAAGACCGUGGCCGGAACACUAGCGAUAUAUGAGAUUGUUGCAUCGCAGGUUGCUGAAGCCUUGCACUACGCGGCUAGCCAGUCGCUCCCUGCCGCGUCUUGCGUCUUUCCAUGGCUACACGGAUUGCAUCCCCUCAACCACCUGCAGCAGACGUUCUUCACAGGUCGUCGAGGAUCACUUCUCAAACCUCCCACCGGCUUUCGAGCUGUCACCCUCGUCAAAGCCGAUGGAAAUCUUGCCAACAGUCGCCUCAAGGGCGCUAUUGGUCCCGAAGAAAUUAUGAAAAACAGCCCUACAGCUGAGUUCGUAGAUCCGGACCCUACGGACGGCUUUUCCGUGCGAAACUUCCAAAUUCAGGCCGCCAAAAUUGCUCUAGUUUCUGAUAUUAUCGUUUAUGGCGAUGACGUUCCUCAAACCAGGCGAAUGGCUUGGGACAUCGCUGCUGCGCAGAAGAGGUGGCGAGAGCAGAACGACAUCCACGCAGAUGGCAUCCAAGAUUAUAAUUGCUUUGUUUGUGUCUGUCCAUUUUCGGACUUUGAGCGGCAACAUGGCGAUCUUGUCGCUGUAGAUGCCGCGGGUUGCCUGACUGGUCAAGUCUUGGAUUUGGUUCGCCAGGAAAGAAGAGAAAUGUGGGACAUGACACUCGCAUCCGAGAUAUCACACAAUGUUUACAUGGGACCGACUCCGGAACCAGGAAGUAUUGAGGAGCAGCGUUUCGACAUAUUAAUUGAAUGCAGCGAUCUCGGUAAAAUGAACCCCGAGUCGCUAAAGCAGGUGGCCAAAUGCCCCUUGGAAAAGGAGCCCGAGGUCUUCCACGAGUUUCCGUCCUCGGGAAGCAUACUUCCUCCCACUUACUCGCAGACAGAAGCUGAUGGCAUCUUGAACACUUGCAAAUGGUUGUAUCACAUUUCGCAUGGGAUACUCCCGGACUGUGAAGAUAUUGGAGAUCUUCAAUUCAAAGACAGGGCUGCAGAGAUGUGUUUCGACGAAAAGAGGGGCGGCAGCAACACUCGAGCUCGCAAGAUCUUAAUACAUUGUGCCGAUGGCUACACCGAAUCAAGUAUGCUAGGAAUAGCAUAUUUCAGCUAUAGCUCCGGGCUCACUGUGCCAAAUGCAUGGCUGAAUCUCCACACAACAAAACUGCGCAACUUCUUCGCCUAUCCCACAGAUGUUGCCCUCCUGAAAGCUAUAUCUCCACGCCUCCUUUGCGAGUCACCAAAGUGCGAGAAAGAAAACACCAACGAUCUUAUGGAACUAGUCAAGAAUGAACCCGGUUGGUUUUGCAGCCUGGAUGGCUCACUGCCUAGCCGUAUCCUUGAUUACCUUUACCUUGGGAAUCUUGGACAUGCCAACAACCCGGCCCUGUUGCGAGAAAUGGGAAUUGGGCAAAUCUUGUCUGUUGGUGAGAAUGCUUCUUGGCGCGAAGGAGACUUGGAAUCCUGGGGAGAGGAAAACGUUUGCAUCGUUCAAGGAGUGCAAGACAAUGGCAUUGACCCACUAACGGACGAAUUCAAAAAGUGCUUCGAGUUUAUCGACCGGGGGAAACGACUCGGGACCGCCACUCUGGUUCAUUGCCGCGUCGGCGUUUCGCGAAGCGCGACCAUCUGCAUUGCCGAGGUUAUGCGUGCCCUUAGGCUCUCGUUUCCACGAGCAUAUUGCUUUGUGAGAGCUCGCCGAUUGAACGUCAUUAUUCAGCCGCACCUACGGUUUGUAUACGAGCUCCUACAGUGGGAGCAAGCCAUCUUGCAGACCGACGAAGGCACAGGAACGUUUACACGAGAACUCGAAUGGGCAGAAAUUGCGCGAGAAAUUGCGUUGAUGAAUAAGCCAUAUUCACGGUAA
This is a messenger RNA of Beauveria bassiana ARSEF 2860, 2112 nucleotides long. Its product is annotated as dual specificity phosphatase. Lineage: Eukaryota; Fungi; Ascomycota; Sordariomycetes; Hypocreales; Cordycipitaceae. The transcript has 2 exons. Gene Ontology annotation, biological process: nuclear DNA replication; protein dephosphorylation. The record is from RefSeq and is a predicted model, not a curated record. Gene Ontology annotation, molecular function: protein tyrosine/serine/threonine phosphatase activity. Bases 1 to 2112 code for a protein of 703 amino acids.